AUGGUUUGGAAAGAGCUAAUAGACGACACUAAACAACACCGGCCAGAGAGCGUUUGGGUGCUGAUUUUGGGCGCUCAGUCGCACUCGUUACGUCCGCAAACAGACAUUGUUGGAUUCAAGAGUCAGAUUUACGAAAAAGGCGGCCGCAUUCGCGCAAAAGUUCUGCUGUAUGCCGUUGAUUUGCCCGACCCAAGAUUGGUAGAACCCCUGAAAGAAACUGAAAAUGCAUGUGUUAUACUCUGUUUAGACUGGCUAGAUGAUACGCAAAAAUGGCCAAAGAAGCUGGAGUCCUCGAUGGCGUUGGCUAAAACUCUCCCCUCGCCGCGUCUAGUUAUCUCCGCUGCGAAUUUCGAUAAAGUCCAGCAACAAAUGGCAUCUGCCACGUUCGAUGAAGACGUCGAAACGCAUCAAGCCUUUCUGCGAUCAAUAGCAAUUGAAUACGGUGCUGCCUUGGUGUACGAUCACCCUGGUUUUGAUUGGUUAGCUCUGGUCGCUGGCGAGCCUUUGGAGCCGCGGAUUACCGAUGAUUUUAUUGUGAUUCCAGCUGGCUGGGAUACUAAAGAACGCAUACUCACAUCUGUGCCACACUAUGACUACAAUGGCAUCCUCCCGAAGCUGAGAAUAGGCGGGCCGGUUCUUCCAGACAUUAUGCCUAAACGUAACGUCACCGAAACCGAUUUUUCUGAAGUUAUCAAGAAUGCCACCUCUUCAGUGCCAAAGCAAGCGCCUCUAGAACUCUCUCCAGAUGUGGACGAUAGAGAUGCCCUGGGCGGCUAA
This is a messenger RNA of Wickerhamiella sorbophila, 777 nucleotides long. RefSeq lists its product as hypothetical. NCBI's taxonomy places the organism in Eukaryota, Fungi, Ascomycota, Dipodascomycetes, Dipodascales, Trichomonascaceae. The coding region runs from base 1 to 777 and encodes 258 amino acids. The record is from RefSeq and is a predicted model, not a curated record. The transcript has 2 exons.